CUCUGGGGCAGGACGCGCCUCUGCUCUGUCCCGGCUGUGCAAAGUCCCGGAGCCCCCACGCCAGCCAGACGCCGACAGCCAUGGCCUCCAGUUCCUGCCCGCCGUCCCCGCUACUCGCGCGGCUGCCGGAGGCCAUCCCCUGGGCGCACAGGAAGCUAGAGAAAUACUUCCAGAGCCGGGCCUCCGGAGGCGGGGAGUGCUCUGUCCAGCCCGUGGGUCCCAGCGCCCCCGACACCUUCGAGGUGAAGUUCCUAGAGAGGGCAGCUAAGGAGAGAGUACUGGAACAGGAAGAGCACCAGAUGUCAAUUGAUGGCAAACCCGUGCCCAUUUUCCUGGAGACCAUUAAAAAGCCAGUAGAUGACCCAAGCUCCAAACACCCAUCUUUGACACAGUCGUCAGCUGAGACACCAAGCUCCAGACCUCCAUCUUGGACACAGUCGUCAGCUGAGACACCAAGCUCCAGACACCCAUCUUUGACACAGUCGUCAGCUGAGACACCAAGCUCCAGACCUCCAUCUUGGACACAGUCGUCAGCUGAGACACUAAGCUCCAGACCUCCAUCUUGGACACAGUCGUCAGCUGAGACACCAAGCUACAGACCUCCAUCUUGGACACAGUCGUCAGCUGAGACACCAAGCUACAGACACCCAUCUUGGACACAGUUGUCAACUGAGACACCAAGCUCCAGACCUCCAUCUUUGACACAGUCGUCAACUGAGACACCAAGCUCCAGACCUCCAUCUUGGACACAGUCGUCAGCUGAGACACCAAGUUCCAGACACCCAUCUUGGACACAGACUCUGGGUGAAGCUCUGUCUGAUGAAGAGCCUGUUUCUAACUCUGUUGACGCUAUUGUCCAAAAGAUCUUCCUGGCUGUGACUGCUGAGCUGAACUGUGAACUGUUCUCCAAAGAGCAGAGGGCACGCAUAGCCGCCGUCUGCCCUGGCGUUAGAAGCGUGGAGGGUGAUGACGGAAUUGCGAAGGUGUGUGGCAGCUUCAGAGAUAUUGAGAAGAUACAUCACUUUUUGAGCAUGCAGCUUUUGGAAAGUGGGCAGAAACAGAAGUACCCCCCACAAAAAUACCCCCCUUCUGAUGUGGAGAGAGAGCCACCCAACCAGCAAGACCGGGUCAGAGGCUUUUCCUCUUCGGAACCAAAAGCCAAGUUAGAAGAUGUUUUUGAGAACUGUUUUGAAGUUUCCGUGCUUCUCCUUGAAUAUUUCAGACAUGCCUGUCCUGGUAGAAUACAGUCCUUAGAGAAAAAAUUUGGGGUAAACAUUGAAAUCCAAGAUAGUGCUCCCGACAUGGUCUCUGUACGCUUCACACCCAGACAAUCAGACAACUUAAACUUAGAAGCAGCUUGUGAGUCUUUUGUCAAAGAUUUUCAGAAAUGCACCCAAGCUCUGAAGCAAGAUUGUGUCUCUUUAGAGGACCCUCAGAAAGCAAAGGAACUCAGACAAGAGUUGAGUCGCUGCUUUCCAAAGCUCCUGAUAAAGGGGCAGGGGGAAACGCUAACUCUCCUCGGCUCUCAAGCUGACAUCUCAGCCGCCACAGAAAAAGUCUCCCAAACUUCCCUCAAGACACCUGUGAAAAUAAUGGCGUCUGGUUACAGGACAGGGAUUGAAGUUGAUUCGACUCACUUUAAGCUUCUAAAACCUGAACUGCUCCAGGAAAUCUCAGAGAUAGAGCAGAAGUAUAACACCUGCAGCAAAAUCCAGGAGAAAAGCCAGAAAACCUGCAUCCUAUUUGACACCAAGGAUAAGGAGGUUGACCUGUCUGUGCACUCUUAUACAAGUUUCACUGACGCCUUCCAACAUGCCACGUGCCAGCUAAGGACAGAAGUCCUGCCGCUGAAACACUUGGGCAAGGGGAAAGCUCACUUACAUAAGACCAAGUUUGUUGAUGACUUAAAAAAAAAGCACCCAAGUGUACACUUCGUGAUAUCUCAAGAGUCAUUGACUUUGAUUGGUUUGCCGAAUCAGCUUGCGCAGGCAAAGCAGUAUGUCUUCAAAAGAGUGGGACUGUCCCCAUCAUCUGGAGAGAAAUUAAAUGGGGAUCGUGAAACACCCAUGGAUAUCGACAGGGAUGACUCACAUUCGGCUUCACCUCCUCCCAGCGGCUCUGCAGAUAGCUCUGGGGCCUUGAAGGAGAAGAGCGAAGAAGACGACUGUGCCAUCUGCAUGGAAACCAUUAGCAACAAGCAGGUGCUCCCUAAGUGCAAGCAUGAAUUCUGCACCUCCUGUAUCACCAAAGCCUUGUCAAUCAAGCCUGUCUGUCCCGUGUGUCAGACUUCCUACGGUAUCCAGAAAGGGAACCAGCCAGAAGGAGGAACCAUGACUUCCAGCACGUUAAGACAGCCCCUUCCAGGUUAUGACGACUGUGGCACAAUUGUGAUUCAAUAUAAUAUGAAAAGUGGCAUCCAAACAAAUGAGCACCCAAACCCAGGAAAGCCCUAUCCUGGAACACAUCGAACAGCAUACUUGCCUGAUAAUGAAGAGGGAAGAAAGGUCUUGGAUCUGCUCCGAGAAGCCUUUCGAAAAAGGCUGAUUUUCACAAUAGGGUACUCUCGAGUAACAGGAGCCUCGGAUGUCAUUACAUGGAAUGACAUCCAUCACAAAACAUCCACGUUUGGAGGGCCAGAAAAUUUUGGCUACCCUGAUCCUAAUUACCUGAAACGUGUCAAGGAGGAGCUGAAAGCGAAAGGAAUUGAGUAAGGAAAGCGCUGAGAAGAUGUCUGUCCACUUUCCAAAGAAGUGUGUCAGGAGGUCGUGUUAGUACAGGCCUAACUCUUUUUAGAAAACUAUAGCGUUUUUUUUGUGUUAAGUAGAUGUAGUUUCUAUAAAAAGCAGAAGUCUGCUUGCCAGUCAUUUCUAGAGUGUUACUGUUUCAUGGAAGGCAAAAUAUAAAGGGCAUGGGCUGGGGAGGUCAUCCAUAAGGUGUGAAGACAUGAGCUCAGAUCAGCAGCAGCCAUGCAAAAGCUAGUAUGAUGGCAUACGCUUGUAAUCUUAGCACUGGUGAGUGGAGACAGGAGGAUUCCUGGAGCGUACUGGCCAGCUAGUCUAGCCCAAACCAUGAGCUCCAGGUUCACUGAGAGACCUUGUCUCAAGAAAUCGGGUGCAUGGGAGCAUGAUGGCACAUGCCUUUAAUGCCAGUACUCGGGAGGCAGAGGCAGGCGAUUUCUGUGAGUUCCAAGACAGCCUGGUCUACAUAGACCAAGUUCCAGGACAGCCAGGGCUACAUGGUGAGACCCUGUCUCAAAACAAACAAAAUAAAUAUGAGGUGGACAGAAAUAAAGACAUCUAGCAUCACCCUCUGGCCGCCAUAUGCACCUACACACACGAGUACACAUGUGUGUGCUCCACACACACAUAUGCACAUACACACACAGAGAGAAAAGUUUUAGAAAGGAAAAAGAUAAGGGAUUUCAAAUUUUUGCUGAGGAAGUCUGAUCUCAUUCUUGUGUUAUGGUUGGGAUGCUGACUAGUAUGAAAUCAUCUUCUGUGUCUUUCACUUGAACCACUGGCAACUAAUUGAACCUCUCCAGUUUUUUGUUUCGCUUGAGACAGGGUCUCACUGUGUAGCUCUUGAACUUGCCUUGCAGACCAGAUUGGUCUUGAGUUUAGAUCUGCCUGCAUCAGCCUCCUGAGUGCUGGGAUUAAAGACAUGUGCUACAUGCCCGGUUAUAUUUGUUUGUUUGGGGGUUUUUGUUGUUGCUUUUUGUUUUUGAUUGGUUUGGUUUUGGUGUUGGGACUUAAACCCAAGGUCAAUAAGUUCCAUCCCAAGACCUUUGAUCCUGUUCCAUGGCCAUCUUUAGUAGUACAUUAGUUGUUUGCAUUUUAAUCCCUUCCUGGACAAGUAAAACCCUUGUGUAAAUGGGAAAUUUAAAAACAAGAUUGCCUAGGAAAGACCAACUUCCUUCCCUACCCACAGCAAGAAAUGUGUCCAGGAGGUAGACAACUUUUGAUAAUACAUAGAACAAGAAGAGUCUUGUUUUUUUUAGGAUACUGAGCCUAGUAGACAGUUGGUAAAAUGUGUGUUUGUGGCCUGACUCAGGUGGCUAGUAGCUCAGCAAAGGGAUGCGCACAUGAAAAGAUUUGCUCCUCAAAUCACUGGCAAAAGCAGAACUGGGUACCUUGGCAUUCAUUUGGCAAACAGUUUCUUACUCCAACAGGUAUUGGUUAGACUCUGGCCAGGCCUUUAUCAUAGGCGCUACUCUUCACCGAUCCUUGGAAUCUGCCCUAAAGGGUGCCCUUGUCUUGCCACGGAAGUGCAACGUGUUUUUCACAUUUUACCCCAACAUUAUGUUGUACAUUUUGAAUAUGUUCUGUUUCAAAUUUUAACAGAUAAAUAACCGUGCCUUAGGUUAGCAUUUUCUAAUAACUGCUACCUGAAAUGUAGUAAUUUUUUGUUUUGUUUUUUUUGGGGGGGGUUGUUUGUUUUUGUUUUUUGUUUUUUGUUUUUCUUUUUUGGUUUUUCAAAGUUUCUUGUUUCUUAAUCCUUUGACUGAAUCCCACCAAUUUGUGUUAUCUCUCUCAUGGUAUUUUUAGUCCUUUCCCUGGACAUGAGUGAAGGAGAGAAUUAAACAUACUUUAGAGUCCGUAUGGCAUGUCACAGUACACUGUAAGCGGUCCUCCAAAACAGAAAAAAAUCACAGUACACAGUGAUCUGGUGAUCUGUGUUACAACUGCUCUCCAAAAUGGUAGAUGACAUGUCUUGAACUUUUCCUUAAGACACACAUAAAAAACAUUUAGGCCAGAUAAUAAUAGCAAGCAUUUAUUGAGUACUUAUUCUGCAUGUACUUUACAUGUUGAUGUGAUCAAUACAAUUAGUAGCUUUAGUCUUUGAACCGAAAAUUGAUGUGCAGAGAGU
Peromyscus eremicus (cactus mouse) is the source of this 4866-nucleotide messenger RNA. It is a transcript of the gene Dtx3l, whose product is annotated as deltex E3 ubiquitin ligase 3L. Lineage: Eukaryota; Metazoa; Chordata; Mammalia; Rodentia; Cricetidae. Gene Ontology annotation, biological process: protein ubiquitination; Notch signaling pathway. Bases 81 to 2711 code for a protein of 876 amino acids. The record is from RefSeq and is a predicted model, not a curated record. The transcript is spliced from 5 exons.